Paraglomus occultum is the source of this 508-nucleotide messenger RNA. The record is from the annotation of a GenBank genome assembly. NCBI's taxonomy places the organism in Eukaryota, Fungi, Glomeromycota, Glomeromycetes, Paraglomerales, Paraglomeraceae.
ACACCGCAAACUGACUCUACAUUUGACCUAAUGGAACCUCUUAUCACAACGAUCCCGCUUCCAUCAUCACCAUGGUUUGCCAAGUUCCAGAAGCACAAAAGGAACAGCUUGCAACUGUCACUGAAUCUAUUCAAUUCAAAUCUAUUGGUUGACAGCCACCACUUUCCAGACAUUACAAAUUGUAAGGCGAAAUUCAAGAAGUUCUUCAAACCAUGGAUCAGGAACUACGACACAACUCAUCUUCUGACAAGCUUUACAAGAGACAGCUCAAGGACAGCAAAGCAGUUGAAGAAUUUAAUGAUACUCACAAAGACAAGUUCAAGGAAGUUGUUAAGGACAACCAUAAGAAGAGGUACAGAGCACGACCUAGUCGAAGGAACUGUAAUACCUGAGAAAAUUUCCACGUCUCCCCGCGGACCGUCUGGCAUUACCACGGUGCAUAGAGAUGGGACCGAAUAUAAUGUUGAUAUACAGAUGCGAGUAGUCGAAUAUGCUGACGAGCCGUUGC